AUGACGGCUGUGAGCGCAGAUCAUCUGUCGUGCAAGCUGUCUGCAGCACAGAUGACUCGUUUGCGCCUUGCCGUGGUGCAAAACGGCGGCCGGCCUACCCAAACGCGGGCAAUGACGACGCGUCGUCAACAAUUACAUGAUGCGAUCCUAGGAUCUCAACUUUUCCCCUCAUUCUGCCUAAAACAGGCUCAGACCGCACCGUCUCGCGGCUGGUGCUGCGGGAAUGUGUUGUACAAGAGCUUGCCGCUGUGUGUCUUGGACACCGGCAGUGUAUCUACAAAUAGCUCCGAGGCUACUUUGCACUUCCAGCUGCGCGCACGGCCGCUGGGCAUCGGCGAGAAGCGACAACUCUAG
Molecule: messenger RNA, 354 nt
Organism: Purpureocillium takamizusanense
Lineage: Eukaryota; Fungi; Ascomycota; Sordariomycetes; Hypocreales; Ophiocordycipitaceae
Exons: 1
Coding region: 1-354 (117 amino acids)
Source: RefSeq, a predicted model, not a curated record